Molecule: messenger RNA, 1810 nt
Organism: Calidris pugnax (ruff)
Lineage: Eukaryota; Metazoa; Chordata; Aves; Charadriiformes; Scolopacidae
Gene: CCZ1
Product: CCZ1 homolog, vacuolar protein trafficking and biogenesis associated
Exons: 15
Coding region: 102-1526 (474 amino acids)
Biological process (GO): vesicle-mediated transport
Cellular component (GO): intracellular membrane-bounded organelle; Mon1-Ccz1 complex
Source: RefSeq, a predicted model, not a curated record
GAAGGCGGAAGCGCGGAGGGGCCGGCGCCGGCGGAGGGCCGGGCGGCUCCCGAUGGUGUGUGGCGGCGGCCGGCCCCAGGCGCGCUCGCUUCAGGCUCGGCAUGGCGGCGGCGGGGGCAGCCGGCCAGGAGAAACAGCUCGCUCCGACCCUGCUCAGUUUCUUCAUCUACAACCCCAAGCUAGGGCCCAAAGAGGGAGAGGAAGAAAAGAAGAUUCUCUUCUAUCACCCAAAUGAAGUAGAAAAGAAUGAAAAAAUUAGAAACGUGGGACUAUGCGAAGCUAUAGUACAGUUCACAAGGACCUUUAGUCCAACAAAACCUGCAAAAUCCCUGCAUACACAGAAGAAUAGACAAUUUUUCCAUGAACCUGAAGAAAACUUCUGGAUGGUCAUGGUUGUACGGAAUCCCAUAAUAGAAAAACACAAAGAUGGAAAGCCAGUCUACGAAUAUCAAGAAGAAGAAUUACUGGACAAGGUUUACAGUUCGGUGCUCCAGCAGUGCUACAGCAUGUACAAGCUUUUCAAUGGCACGUUCCUGAAAGCCAUGGAAGAUGGAGGUGUAAAAGUUCUAACUGAGAGACUAGAGAAAUUCUUCCAUCGGUACUUGCAGACGCUGCAUUUACAGUCUUGUGAUCUGCUGGAUGUGUUCUGUGGAAUCAGCUUCUUUCCACUGGAUAAAAUGACUUACUUGAAAAUUCAGUCAUUUAUUAAUAGGAUGGAAGAAAGCCUGAGCAUAGUCAAGUAUACUGCAUUUCUCUACAACGACCAGCUGAUCUGGAGUGGACUGGAGCAAGAUGACAUGAGAAUUUUGUACAAAUAUCUGACGACAUCUCUGUUUCCAAGGCACAUGGAGCCUGAGCUAGCGGGAAGAGAUUCUCCAAUACGUGCUGAAAUGCCAGGGAAUCUGCAACACUAUGGAAGGUUUCUUACUGGACCUUUAAAUCUUAAUGAUCCGGAAGCAAAAUGCCGUUUCCCCAAAAUAUUUGUUAACACUGAUGACACUUACGAAGAGCUUCAUUUAAUUGUUUAUAAGGCCAUGAGCGCAGCUGUCUGCUUUAUGAUUGAUGCUUCCAUCCCGCCCACGCUGGAGUUCUGCCGCAAACUGGACAGCAUUGUCGGGCCCCAGCUCACGGUGCUGGCCUCGGACAUCUGUGAGCAGUACAACAUCAACAGGAGGAUCUCCGGGGCUGAGAAGGAGCCUCAGUUUAAGUUCAUCUAUUUCAAUCACAUGAACCUGGCAGAGAAAAGCACCAUCCACAUGAGGAAAACACCCAGCGUGUCGCUCGCGUCUGUCCACCCUGACCUCAUGAAGAUUCUCGGUGACAUCAACAGUGACUUCUCCAGAGUUGACGAAGAUGAGGAAAUUAUUGUGAAGGCAAUGAGUGAUUACUGGGUAGUUGGGAAAAAGUCUGACCAGCGAGAACUGUAUGUCAUCUUGAAUCAAAAAAAUGCAAAUCUGAUUGAAGUUAACGAAGAAGUGAAGAAGCUUUGUGCAACACAGUUCAACAAUAUUUUCUUCUUGGAUUGAUCUGCAAAGGGCUGAUUUAUUGAAGAAGUCAAUGUCAGACACUUGUUCAACAUGAAAAGUUAUUAGUCAUAUUAUUGACUGGAAUAAUGACAAUAGUAAAGCAAUACUUGCUUUGUAAGAAUCAAAAUUUCUACUAAAAUCUGUAAACUCUGAUCAUAAAAAUUUUUAGAUUUUAAAAAUGUUUAUGUGCAAACUAAUUAAAAGCCAGUCUGAAUUCAUCUGUACCAUUCCAUUCUGAUAUCGUUACGUGAAUAUUUUACGGCAAAAUUAAAACUAAUAAUUGU